This is a messenger RNA of Sesamum indicum (sesame), 518 nucleotides long. The record is from RefSeq and is a predicted model, not a curated record. Lineage: Eukaryota; Viridiplantae; Streptophyta; Magnoliopsida; Lamiales; Pedaliaceae.
CCUAUACUCAAAAUCACAACACUUCAAAUUACUAAUCAAGCAUUAAUAUAUACAUUUAAGAAUUAAGAUGAAGGGAGUGGCUUUGAUUUUUGUGGUGGUUCUGGCGGUGGUUUCACUGGCGGCAACGCCAGGGGAGGCCAUAUCAUGUGGCGACGUGCAGGGCUCCCUGGCGCCGUGUCUGGCUUACCUCACCGGAGGUGGCGAACCAUCCUCCUCGUGCUGCGGUGGUGUGAGGAGCCUGGCGGGAAGUCUCCAAUCUCAGCAGGACAGGCAAACGGCGUGCUACUGCAUGAAGUCCGCCGCCUCCAGCUUCAAUGUUCGCUCCGACGCCGCGUCCAACCUCCCCGGAAAAUGUGGUGUUUCCAUCGGAAUGACCGUUACUCCCGAUAUUGACUGCAGCAAGGUUUCUUAGAUGAGAUUAGUGUUUGAUUAAGGAAUAAAUAGAUUGAGAGAAAGCUUGGGUUGCAGUGUUGUGUAUAUGGUUUUGUAUUAUAUGUAGCAGUGUGGUUGGGAGCUUU